CUCCUCUUCCUAAAACCCCACUACCUCCACCGCAACCUCCCAAUCCCUUGCUCUAACCCCAGGCCCAAACCUCCUCUCUCCCUCUCCCUCUCCGCCCGUGGCUUCGCCGCCUCUUCCUCCUCCGGUUCCAGCUUGACCAACCCCACCACCUCCUUCGACUGGUCUGACGACGAGAAUGACGGCGAGGACGGCACCGCCACCGCCAAGUCGAAGAAGAAGACGACGACGGUCGACAACAAAAGCCGCAAUCUUCCCCCACCCUACGAUCCCUUCAGCAAGAAGCCGGUGAUCGAGGAGCCCAACGGCCCGUCCAACCUCCCGGAGAUCUUCCACAAGAUGCGCACCGAGGGCCUCACCAACCAUGCUGUCAAGAUGUUCGACGCCCUGUCCAAGGACGGCCUCACCCACGAGGCCCUCGAGCUCUUCUCCGUCAUCAAGGACAAGGGCUCGAUGCCCGACGUCGUCGCCCACACCGCCGUCAUCGAGGCCUAUGCCAACGCUGGCGGCCACUGCAAGGACACCCUCCGCACCUUCGACCGCAUGCUCGUCUCCGGCGUCUCCCCCAACGCCUACACCUACACCAUCCUCAUCAAGGGCCUCACGAGGGACGACAAGCUCCCCGAGGCCCAGAAGUACCUGCUGGAGAUGAUCGGCAAGGGGAUGUGGCCCAACGCCGGCACCUACCAGGCCGUGCCAGAAUCAAGAGCAAUUGCAACAUAUGUGGCACGCAAGUACAAGUCCUCUGGUCCUGACCUCCUGAGGGAGGGUGCUUUGCAGGAGUCAGCAAUGGUGGAUCAAUGGUUGGAAGUUGAGCCUCAUCAAUACAACCCAGCCAUCCCUACUAUUGUUCUCCAGUUGAUUGUUAUCCCCAUGCAUGGAGGGCUCCCUCUUCAGCAGAUCAUCGACGACAGCGUGGUGGAGCAGAGAAGAUCGUGCCCACAUCUGAAUGCAUGGUGGGAGACUGGUUGUCGAGAGACCUGCGGUCAAGAAGGUGAUUGA
Phoenix dactylifera (date palm) is the source of this 999-nucleotide messenger RNA. The record is from RefSeq and is a predicted model, not a curated record. Lineage: Eukaryota; Viridiplantae; Streptophyta; Magnoliopsida; Arecales; Arecaceae.